CCACUUAAAUGUCCCCAGCGGGAAUGAUUCUAGCAAGAAGAGAAACCUACGGAAGAUCAAGUGGAUGCUUGCCAUAAUCAUCUUUCCCGAGUUCAAUGGUCGCGUUGGCCCUCAUAGCCAUUGCAACUUAUGCCGUGAACUGGUGGAAGGCCAAAAAUACUGAUCGUCCGACUGUCAUUUCGGGGGUAUUCAGCCAGCAUGCGGAGGAUACGGUCAUCAUCAGCAGAGCAUCAUUUCUGCCUUUUAUAAGCCUGCUGUACCCGCGACCCUCAGCAAGAGGCGCCCGCAUCUCCAAUGAGAACAUUAAACUUGAAAUCCACUAUAACAUGCCCGUCAUGACGCGCACCUUGACAGUCGUCUCGACGCUUUUCGGUAGAUUUCAUUGUAUGGCAUGGAACUGCGAUUUCCCAACACAGACGGAGCUGAUCCUGUGGCACGUUGUCACCGUCAUUACCGCGGUGUUUUUUUGCCCACCCUUGGGGUUCUCCUCUUCUUAUCUUAUGUGCGUAGGCCGUCAAGAGUUAGCGAUCAAGUUAGCGCGGCUUUCACUGCCUUUGCUGCCCUACUGUAUACUGUUGCACGGCUGAUAUUGUUGAUACUCGUGUUCAUGUCUCUGCGGUCUGUCCCGGCGGGGGUCUAUACAAGCACACGCUGGACACGGUUUCUGCCUACACUCGCGUGAAUGGACGACUUGUGAAUCAUUCUUUGCUCUCUGUCUUGUGCAUGUCCCAGUACAUUAGCUCCGAGGAAGACUAUGUUCGAUAAUUAAGG
Aspergillus homomorphus CBS 101889 is the source of this 771-nucleotide messenger RNA. RefSeq lists its product as uncharacterized. The record is from RefSeq and is a predicted model, not a curated record. The coding region runs from base 96 to 587 and encodes 163 amino acids. Lineage: Eukaryota; Fungi; Ascomycota; Eurotiomycetes; Eurotiales; Aspergillaceae. The transcript has a single exon.